AUGAUCUCCGCCAUUAUUUUUGCCAUACUUUCCACAACCUUUGCUCGACCUCCGCUUGAAAACUUUCAUUACGAUCACAACGUUACUCUCAUCUUGGAUGGAGAGAAGCUGAUAAAUUUGGACAGCUUUGAUCACAUGGAAGGGAUCAAUCCAAAUAUGGCUAAUCAGCUCAAAAAAGCUAUCGCCGACGCAUUGCCAUCGUACCUAGCCGAAAUGCACGGUCACGAUCACAAUACUGCUGCUGAUAACAUUCACCAUGAGGAAAGCACUCAUUCUCCCGCAGAUGAUCACCCUCCAGCAGCAGGCGAAAUCGGUCCAACAUCGGCUAACCAAGCCGAUGAUGCGUUUUGGAUUAGAACUGAUCUCGAAAAUUUCUUCGUGAAAAUUGUCACCGCCUCGACAACAUCAACACCUGCUCAAAGUAACAACGGUAGCUCAAGCGCGGAAGAUUCUAGAAAAAUAAAGAAUAAAGCUUUAAUUGAACUCUCAUUCAGUCUACUAAGAAAAGCACGGCAUCAAAUGCCGUCUGUCACUAUAGGAAUCACGUUAUUAACACUGCUAACCUCUACGGCUGCCCUUAAUGUUUUGAUAUGGAGUAGCACAAUGGGUCAAAGUCAUAUAAACUUCAUUGGCAACAUCGCUGAUACUUUACAGAAAGAUGGCCACAAUGUGACGCUACUAUUCGUCGAGCUUGAUCCUGAUUAUACAAUAGAUACCGGUACAAAGUUCGUCAGACAUAUAAUAAGGUAUAGCUCACCGUAUUACAACUCGGCCGACUGGCGUUCAUUAACAUUUAAACGAUCUGUCGUAUUUAAUUCAAUACUUGGCCUGAAUUUUAUCGAUUUAAUCAAAAUACAAAUGUACACUUACAGGAUUUGCAAAGGUAUGUUGGAGGAUCCAAGACUAAUCCAGCUAUUGCGUGAUUCAAACUUCGACCUGGGAGUCUUUGAGAUGUUUCACAGCUGUCCAGCUGGGAUAAUGGAGCUGGCAGGAAUACCCAAGACCAUGUUAGUGUCAGCAAUAGGCAUCGGUUACCAACACUAUCGUCUUCUGGGCAUGGAAAGACAGUCCAGUUUUGUUCCAGAUAAUCUAAUUGCUUGUGGUGCACGGAUGUCAUUUUUAGAACGAUUAUACAACGUCUUUAUUAAUGGAUGCGCUUACAUACUUGCGAACAUUUUCGAGUACUGUGAGCAGUCUCUUUUCGAGGAAAAAUUUCCAGGAUUUAAGCGCCUACAUGAUCUGAUCAGGGACAAAACCGAUUACAUGCUCAUAAAUACCAAUGAGUUUACGGAGUCAACCCGACCUACUCUACGCUCCAUACAAUAUAUAGGAGGAUCAGCAAUACGUGAUCCGCAGCCAUUGGACGAGGAUUUCGAUUGGAUUCUCUCUCGUGGAGCCAAAGGUGCCAUAUUGUUUUCUCUUGGUUCAUUAGUGAAGCCAAGCGACGUGCCCCAACCGUUUCGUAGGGUGUUUCUGGAGGCUUUCCGUGAAUUCCCCGACUAUACGAUUCUUUGGAAAAAUGAUGAGACCGAAAAUUCUUCGUACCCAAACAUUUAUUAUCGCAGUUGGGUGCCUCAGGUAGACCUACUAGCCGAUGGACGCGUGAAACUCUUCAUAACCCAUUGUGGAAUGAACUCGAUGCAAGAAUCAUUGCUUUUUGGAGUUCCAAUGGUUACUGUGCCCUUAUUUGCUGAUCAGGAUUCCAAUGGCGCAGUUGCAGCUGAGCGAGGCUAUGCUAUCAAUCUCAAUAAACUGACGAUAACGAAAGAAAAACUUGUAAAUGCGAUGAGGGCAGUACUCGGCGAGGAUGGAAUGGAAAGUACCUACACCCAGAAAGCUCGUCAAGCUGCCAGACUUCUCAAAGGGAGUCCAAAAGAAAUGCGACAGUUGGUCAAAAGGGUGGCUCGAAUAUCUGGCACUGAGCCACCACUGAAUCACCUCAAACUCGACCUAGAUCAUCUAAAUGGCCUACAGUACUACAAUCUCGAUCCACGAAAGGCUAAUCACGGUCGCCUUUCGGCUCGCCGUAUCGCAUCUCGUAGUGCUAAUUCUUAG
Molecule: messenger RNA, 2055 nt
Organism: Cylicocyclus nassatus
Lineage: Eukaryota; Metazoa; Nematoda; Chromadorea; Rhabditida; Strongylidae
Source: the annotation of a GenBank genome assembly